AUGUCUAACUUUGCCGGCACCUGGAAGAUGAAGAGGAGUGAGAAAUUUGAUGAACUUCUCAAAGCCCUGGGUGUGAACGCCAUGCUGAGGAAGGUGGCUGUGGCGGCCGCCUCCAACCCUCACGUGGAGAUCCGUCAGGACGGUGAGCAGUUCUACAUCAAAACCUCCACCACUGUGCGCACCACCGAGAUCAACUUCCACAUUGGCCAGGAGUUCAACGAGGAGACGGUGGAUGGAAGGAAGUGCAAGAGUCUCGCAACCUGGGAGUCAGAAAACAAGAUCCACUGUGAGCAGACUCUGGUGGACGGCGAUGGCCCCAAAACAUUCUGGACCCGAGAGCUGAACGGAGACGAGCUCAAACUAACUUUCGGGGCCGAUGACGUAGUGUGCACACGAGUUUACGCUCGUGAAUGA
Molecule: messenger RNA, 414 nt
Organism: Limanda limanda (common dab)
Lineage: Eukaryota; Metazoa; Chordata; Actinopteri; Pleuronectiformes; Pleuronectidae
Gene: crabp1a
Product: cellular retinoic acid binding protein 1a
Exons: 4
Coding region: 1-414 (137 amino acids)
Biological process (GO): fatty acid transport
Cellular component (GO): nucleus; cytosol
Molecular function (GO): fatty acid binding
Source: RefSeq, a predicted model, not a curated record